AUCGGUAUCGGCAUCGGAAUCGGAAUCGAAGAGGUCCCAUUAAUGAACCAACCAAGCAAGCCAACGAAAGUUAAAAUAAUAGAAUAAGCAAUACAGGCAAACUACUUAUAUAACGAACUCGCUUUAAUCGCACUUAGUGUUAGUCAAACAACAAAAAGGAACACAUCUCGACGUGUAACUUGGGGAAAAUCAACGCUUCAUAAAUUAACGAACUAGUGAAUAAAGAACCACGGACCAGCUAAUUUAAAGUACAUCCAUUUUGGGGACUCGAACCAACGGGGAGAAGGAUCUAGCACCACGGCGAAGGGCGGCCGUAAUGGGUGGUGGCUUUGCGGCGCCACCGAUUACAUUAGCCAGCAACCAGCGAUCAGUGGCUGCGGACCACGCCCCGUUACCCAUUCCGGCGACGGAUAUGCACGAGAAACUCCUGGAGAAGGAGGACAAGACUGAGAGGACCAAUCUGCUGGGCAGGUCCAAGGACAAACCGCCCAAGGACAAGCCGCCCAAGCAGUCCAAGUUUGCCGAACGUUUGCGUCGUUCAUUUCGACGCGGUGAUCAUCGAUCUUUGGAGAUCAAACGGCAGGAGCCAACGCCAGAGGAAGUGAAGGCCAAGAGUCGGGCCACUCCACCGCCACCGAGUAGUCUGCAUAAGGACAACAAUAACCGGCUGCCCUUUACCUUUAGCCAUUUGAAUUUGCCCGGUUUGGGUUUGGGUGUGGGUCUCGGUGGUCACAUCAAUCCUGCCCUGCUGCUCGACAGUCCGGACGAGUGCACUCCGCCGGAGUACGCCUAUCAGCAUUUGAGCAGCGUUGCCACCACCAAUUCGAGUACUUCCUUGGAGAGCAGCUGUGAAUUGGGUGAGCUGAGUGGCUCCCAGAAUAGUGUCUACUAUUGGGCCUCCAUGGGUGGCGAGGUGAGUACUUCGUCGGGGGGAGCAGGAGCAGCAGGAACGACAGGAACAGCAGGAACAGCAGGAUCUGGAGCAGGAGGAGUACCCAUCGAAAGCCAAGAUAGACGUCGACUGGAGACGCAGAGCAGCAACCGCAGUGAUCAGCUACCCAUUACCACAAACGCUUCCGCAGUUCCCGGGAACAGCAGUAGGAGUUGCAGCCUGACCAGCGAGAGUAGCUCCAUCCGGCUGACCCGACUUCAGAACUUCCUUUUCAAGAGCAGCAACGAGAGCUCCAGGAGCUGUCAGGGUCACUCCAACGAGGGAUUCACAGUGUCCUCGCACAAUUCCUCCUCCGGGGAGUGGGAGCAAUUGGGUGCCUAUUUGUCCAGUAGCAGUGGCGUGGGUGGCGGUCAUGACUUCCAGGGCGGAUCCUUUCCCGAGGAGAGCACGCCCGAUGAGACGGAUGGCACACUUCCGGUGGAGACCAGCAGCAGUGGCGGAGGUGGAGGCUACUAUCAGUACACCCUGACCUCGCCGAAUAAUCCCUUCCUGCCGGAGAUCACGGCUAGAACGUAUCACAGCACCUACAGCGAAGAUGGGACGGUUGAGGGUGGUGACCCGGCGACGGAUGACCUUCAGCUGGAUGUGAAUGUAAAGUAUGGAUCGGCUAGGGCAGGUACUUGCUCUGCCCAGCUGCCAACGCCUUCCUAUAGUCGAGCUGGAUCGCAGGAGUCGACGCACAGAGGGGGAGGACCACCUGGUCCCACGCCUAGUCCCGCUUCCAGUUCUUCCUCCACGCCGGGCAGGCAUCGAAGGAAGCUGUUCAGCUUGAAUUCACCCACCCGAUUGCUGCACCACCAGCAGCAGCAGGCGCCACAAAGUGGAGCCACCUCGGCCUCGCCACCAUCCGGCGGAAGUAGCAAUGAAGGCGGUGGAUCCAGUGGCAAGUUCAAUUCGGCGAGUUUGGUGAGAAGUUUGAAUCCAUUUCUGCCCAGUGUUACGUCACCGAAGAGGACGCCGCACAAACAGGCGGCGGUGACCUCGCCGGGUGCCGUGACCCCUGACCUCAGCACAAAGCGCGAGGAGUUCCUCCGGGCCACCAUGAAGAUCUGUUUGGUGGUCUCGCCGCCCAACAGCAAGCUGCAGCUGAAAUCGAAGAGUCUCACGCACUUGGAUGGCCUCGACUCGGGUGUGGUGGCCUGCCAGCACGGUCCUCCGGGAAUGGCCACCAGCACUCACACUACCACCACCGCCGCUGGCAGCACUACAGCUACGACUGGACUGUUCGCCACUAGUGGAGCACCAGGAUCGCUGGGCCGACAGGCCAAUGUGACUGAGAAGGGUGAAACGGCGGGCAUUUGUCUGUCUCCCUCGGCAGCAGCAGCACCACCACCACCCAACACCCAAGCUCACCCACCGCACCAACCACCCACAAUUUACACCCAGGCACCGCAGAUCGUGCGGCGGACGCCUUCGCUGAUGCUAUCACCCACGUUCGAUGAAACCAACACAACGACGACGGCCAGUUCGUCCUGCUUUGGUACCGGUCACUCCAGUGCCGGAUCCUGCCACCAGCACCACCAUCUGCACCAGCAAAACCACCAGCAACUGACUAGUAGCGCCAGCACCACCGGCACCACCACCACCAACACGGCAACUCAUCCGAUACCCUCCUCCAAACACUUUCAGUUCGUUGGCGAAGUGGCGGCCACAUCGUCCUCGACCCUGAGUCCCUACAGCACCACAUCCGCGGCAUCGGGUGGUGGAGCUAGUGGUGGUGGUGGUGGUGGAGGCGGCGGCUUAGCCUCCCCUGUCGGAUGCUCCACAUCCUCCGGUUCGACGGUGAAAAAGAAAUCCUCGUUCAUGAAGCGCAAGAAGCCACUGCUGACGCGCAGCGAGGUAUCCAGUUCCGAGUUCUUCUCCGUGUCAUUCUGCCUGGAUUCGUCGCAGCAUCCUGAUGAAGAGUUUAUACCUGCGACCAAGGGCGUAACACUACUAAACGCACUCAGCCACGCCCUGCGUAGGCGGAACCUCAGCUUUACACAAAUCACAAUUACGGACAAUAAUCCCACGCCCAGUUUUUUAGAUGCAGGUCCUCCGCUGCUUCCCGUUUCCGUGGAUGAGCAGACCGACGUGGAGAGCCUGGCUGGACACCAUCUCUGCAUCACCGAACGAGGCAGCAACCGCAAGCCCCUGCAAAAGGCAGCAUCCUUUGGCUCCCGACAACCUCCGCCUCGACUUCUGCCCUCCGUUUCCACCGAGGAGACCAGUGAGUCGGGUGUGGCAGCCGGCAAGCAGAUCAAGCAGCGUUGGUCUUCCAUAUUCGGGAUCAAGAAUCCCCAGCAGAGUCAACUGUGCGAGCUGCUUAACAGCUAUGCCAAGAACGGAGUUCCCCAGCGGGCGGAUAGCAUGAACUUCAAUCAUCCGGAUCUGGUCAACUCACUGGCCUAUCUUCAGGAUAUGCACAAAUCGUGGCGGGACUUUGUGGAGAGUGAUGCGAUGAGUGAGACAGAGAUUAAGAUCCAGACGGCGAUUUGGGAGCUGGUUACCACCGAAGUUUAUUACAUUCACGCCCUGCAAACAGUGACGGAUUUGUUCCUGGCCUGUUUGGAGGCUGUUCAAGAGGAGCGACUGCUGAUCGAUGUGGAUCAAGCGCGUUUGUUUUCCAAUAUACGAGCUGUGUGCGAGGCAAACAUCAAGUUUUGGACAUUGUGGCUCUACCCCAUGGUGGCACAUAGUGUGAUCACACACGAGCCACUUAGAUGCGCUUUUUUUCAGGAGGGAUUCCUUGCCUUCGCCUCCACCUUUGCCCCCUAUAAGAUCUACUGCGCGGAACAGAGCACCUGCCAGUUCUACUGUAAAGAGCUUAACCAUAACAAUGCCCUCUUCACAUCCUAUUUGGCGUGGUGCGAGUCGCAGAAGAUGUGCAACCGCCUGCGACUCGCGGACAUUGUGGUGCGACCUAUGCAGCGACUGACCAAGUACAGCCUCCUUCUGGCGGCCAUUAAGAAGCACAUGAGUGAUGUUGAGGAGAUCGAGGCCAUAGACGUCAUGAUGCACAGCGUGGAGAACUUUGUGGGCAGUGUGAACAACCAUUUGACGAUGCGACAGGAGAGCGAGCGGCUCAAGGGCGUGAUGGUGCGGAUCGAGUCCUACGAUGUGGUGGACACCAACAACGAGAUGCUGGACAAGCUGAUCAAACAGCACAGCCAGAUGUUUGACCUCUGUGCCCCGAUGCGCGGAUGCCCUGCCUACCAUGUGCGCCACCUGUUCAUGGAGGGCGAUCACAAGUUCAAGGACAACCUCGGCAAGUCCGAUGUGCAUUGUUUCCUGCUCACGGAUUUGCUUCUGGUGUGCAAGACGAUCGCCAAGCGUGGAUUGGGUGCCCUGAAGGUCAUCCGACAGCCGUACCUAACCGAUCAGCUUAUUGUUCAGCUGGCGCCGAACAAUACGCUGAAUUGUGUGUACCUCAACGAGUUCCAGGUGGCCACUACGGCGUUCACGCUGCAGUGCACCGAGGCCAAGAACUGGUACGAUGCCCUGUGGCGGGCCAAGACGAUCUACCAAAGACUGAAGCGCGGAGGCGGUGGUGGUGGCGGCGGCAGCGGAAGCGGCACGGUGGGCGGCGAUAGUUUCCGUUUUGGUGGUAGUGGCACCAGCGGCGGCACUGCCGAUUCCCUUGGUGUCCGCAAAUCCCCAAUGAACUCCUCCAUCUGCAGUCACGUCUCCAGUGCGAACAACAGCCACAGCGGCAGCGUCGAGUGGAACGACUCCCGAAACAUAUCCGUCGACUUCGAAAAGACAAACUCGGUGUCCAGCGACGAGGGCUCCAGCAUAAUGACAGGCAACCACGGAGUGAACCUGAAGGGCAAGCAGCAAUUGAUCAGUGGUCUGCACAAAACGAAGAUGGGCAUUAUCGGCCAGAUGGGCUCCAAGUCGGCCAACACGCUCUCAGUGCAGCCAAUGAACCAUCUGGGCCAGAGUCUGCCCAACCUGAACAUGCAUCACAGCCACACUAACAAUACUCUGCUCGUGCCCGGCUCAACGACGAGCCACUCGGGCAACAUGUUGUUGUCGCCCAGCCACCGUGGCAUUUCCUACCCGCCGCCGAGCCCAACGAGAGUUCCUUUGCGCCGUGGCAUGGCCUUCUCCACGUCGACGAAGAAUCCGCCGCUGCGUAAGACCCGGAAUAUAACCUCCCAGAACAGUAUUAACUGGCAUCAGAUCCCGGCCACGCCCACACCGCCCAGCCCACGAUCACAGCACCAGUCGCCGGGGGUGGUGUCCAUGCAGAAGUCGCUGCCUCUGCUGCUCCCCAAUGAGGAGGGUCAGGGUCAGACACCGCCAACGCUGCACAAACAGCUCUCCCACCAGGCGCCCCUGCCCACCUCCAACCACAACCAGUCGAGCACCGAAACGGAUGUCUGAUGAGGAUUUGGUUGCCGAAACACAAAGCCGCAGAAUGUACUUAACCAUAGAUCUGUCACAAACUAUCAAGGACACUCCCAUAUCAAAAUCAUUUAGAAAAUCAUCUUUAAUUUGCAGUCCUAAAAAUUCUACAAAUAUUUAAUUUAUAUCCUUAAAUACCUCUUUAAUUUUUUAGUUCCAUAGAUUUUGUUUUUUGGGAUUAGUUUAAUUCAUUAAUCUUGUAUAGGGACUAGCUAAAAUUAAAGACGAUUUUCUAAAAUUGAACUAAUAUUAAACUUCUGAGUGUAGGACAUCGUGAGCUUGAAUUGUGAAAACCGCACUUUUGGGUCCAAAGCUGAUAUUGAACUUAUAUACAUUCCAUAACUAACUAAACACCCCAACCUUAAAACCUUGGCGAUAUGAAAUUUCAGAAUACAAAGCUCCGCACAUUCGCCAUUUUAAUCUUCCCAUAACGAUAUGAAGACAAAUAAAGUUUAACCGAACUAAAGUUAGUUGUACUUGUUACCAUAGAAUACGCAUAGUCCGAAUGCCAUAUAUACCGAAACAUACUUAGAUUGAUCACAAGCUUUAUGAAAGUGUUUCCAUACUAUUGAUGUAAGUCGUUACUUUCCUUAAGUAGGUAAAUCAAAUGUUACGAUCAUAAUAAAAAUAAAUAAACACGAAAAAAAAAACACAACACAUAAAUAUAUAUCUUACGGGCUGCUUAUUUUUUGCAUGUACCAUAGAAAUUUGGUUUUAGUACCUUACUUUAUCAAGUUUUUAAAAAAGUUAUCCUUUUAUUUGGUAUUCUUUUGAUAGAAAACUAAAAUAGUUUAAACUCAAUGUUACGAACCUGUUUGUAUACCAAAAUAGAGUAUUAGCCGAUCCUCGGUCAAAGUGUGUAUGUAUAAUUAUAUUUACUUUAGGAUCGAGAUUAAGUAAGCCGUAGUCUUCUUCCACAAGAAAGUGGUCUAAACCAAAGCACACACAAAGUCUUAUUGGGGUAAGUUGGGAUUGAACUCCAACUAACAUUAUGAUCUGUCAUUUAAGCUACAUUCAUCUGGGUGAUACAAAAACUCUUCAGAAAUCCAUUACUCUAAUUGACUAGCUCUAUUAAAAUAAAGUAAACUCUUUUUUCUGACCGAGUUAAUCCCCUGUCUAAGCCUUUCUUGGAACCCUUUACAAACUUACAUUGAGAACCAUCUAAGAAAGAUUAAAGGUUCUUCUAUUAUAGAUAUCAUAACUUAUUGGAACUUAGACUAAGACAUAGCUAAAGUUCUUCCUUCGAGUAUAAAUUCGAGUAAAAGGAAGUCAAAGAUUUGUACAUAUUAUCAAAGGGAAAGCGUGGCAUAAGUUCUAAAUUACAUAUAGAGACAAACGAAUACAUAUACACAAACCAUAUACUAGUAUAUGUAUAUAAGGAUUAUAUUUAUAUAUAUGUGUAUAUUGUAAAAUGUGUACUUUCGAGGAUAAUGAGUUGCAUGAUUUGCACACAAGUGAGAGCUAUAAACUUAAUUUAAUAUACACUUGCAAUACGAAAUGUUAACUGUAUUUUUAUGUACGAAUACUUAGGGCUGCAUAGGGCUGAGAUCGUAUUUUAGAGUCGUACUUAGUUGGAGGGCAUGGUAACCUUAAUCUAUAACGAGAUACAUUCGUGUACAAAUAUCUAACCCUCUCUAUGGCCUAGUCCAAAGAGUAUAUGCAUACAUACAUUUAGUACGUGGUACUUAGAAGUUGAACUUAAAUGUUAUUGCAACUAUAUCUAAUUGCAAUUUAUUUACAAAACAAAGAAAACACAAAAUAAAAUUGAGUAAAGUGCAAAAAAGCUUUAUUUACACGCUUGAACAAUAAAUAUCAAAAUUAUUUGUAAUGUAAACAACCAAA
Molecule: messenger RNA, 7183 nt
Organism: Drosophila eugracilis
Lineage: Eukaryota; Metazoa; Arthropoda; Insecta; Diptera; Drosophilidae
Biological process (GO): endothelial cell migration; Rho protein signal transduction
Cellular component (GO): axon; plasma membrane; endocytic vesicle
Molecular function (GO): guanyl-nucleotide exchange factor activity
Source: RefSeq, a predicted model, not a curated record